GGUCAUUCCAUUUGGUGUGUUGCAGACUUCACAAAAUGAGACUGUGGGUUUGGGUUUUUUCCCCCGCCAUUAAACUAAUUCAUUAUAGCAGAUGUCAUUACUCACAAAUAAAAAUGAGUGACGGGUGAACAGGUUUCAUCAGUCACUCCUGUCAGUUGGAGUCCUCUUGAAAAGGGGAACCCAGAGGUAAAACUGACACUAUUCAGUAAUCACUCAAGAAAUCCAUACUUUGACGGAAGAGGAAGCUACUAUACACUCAAAAAAAUGAGCAAGCAUACCAGCUUUAGAAGACACAAGAUGUGUGGUCCUGAUGCAGAAGGGCUGAAGAACUUCUGGGAGAAAGUCAUCCAAGAGCAAACUAAGCAAAGAGAAUGUGAAGAGUCUAGGUUAAGCAAAAGUGCCCUGAGCAAACUCCGCCAUGAAUGGACUCUGCGGCUGGAAGGACGAGCAAGGCAGGCCCAGGCACAGAUGAAAAUGCAGAAAGAACAGAUGAUGAUGCUGACUAUUGAGACUCUUCCCUCACCAGAUAAAACCGUUGCUUAAAGUUACUGUGAAAACUCAGAAAGCAUUGGGCCUUACUCUGACCUUCUGCAUGCACCUAUAAACCAGCAGCUACACUACUGAACAAGGAAAAGGUCAGAAUCUGGCUCUUUUCCAGACUGCUACUAGGGCUCCUAAUAAGGUUCUACUGAAAUUCAGUGCAAAAAUAAGGCCACAGUACAAUAAUCUCAAAAAAAAAAAAAAAAAAAGAAGAAAA
Pezoporus occidentalis (night parrot) is the source of this 757-nucleotide messenger RNA. Its product is annotated as protein FAM240B-like. NCBI's taxonomy places the organism in Eukaryota, Metazoa, Chordata, Aves, Psittaciformes, Psittacidae. The record is from RefSeq and is a predicted model, not a curated record. The coding region runs from base 265 to 543 and encodes 92 amino acids. The transcript is spliced from 3 exons.